Molecule: messenger RNA, 1737 nt
Organism: Rotaria sp. Silwood2
Lineage: Eukaryota; Metazoa; Rotifera; Eurotatoria; Philodinida; Philodinidae
Source: the annotation of a GenBank genome assembly
AUGUCUUUUAUAAACAAUCUCUUCAGUGAAGCUAUGGUUAGUUGGCUUUGUCGCAAAACAUUUGCAGUUAAUCAUGCUGAUUGGAAUAUGGAAUUACAAGUGUUAACUGAAUAUACAAUUCCAGCUAUGUGGGAUGAUGCUAAACCAUCUUCACAUCCAAUUGUUGUUAGAAAUGCAGCAAGUGUUGGUGAAAUAUUGAGUUAUCUUGAUGCAUUAGCAUAUUCAAAAGGUGUAAGUCUAAUGCGUAUGUUAGAAAAAAUUACUGGUUCAGAAAAUUUUCGUAAUAAUAUACGAGAUUAUUUACUAAUCAAUGCAUAUAGUGUUGGUGAUCUCAAUAUGUUUUAUGAUAAAUUAUUGACAACUACUAAUGGAACCGAAUUUAUGAACACUUGGUUAAAUGAAAUGAAUUAUCCAUUAUUAAAUGUUGGUUUAAAUGUGGAAAAUGGUGAAACAAAAUUAGUAUUUACACAAUCCCGUUUUAUUAUAUCAGAUGCAUUAAAUUCAUCAAAUCUUAAUCAAAAUUAUCGCUGGAAAAUAAAUAUAAACUGUGUAUUAGGUGGUCGUUAUCCAAAUUCUGAUACAACAGAUAUAGGUGGUGAAACAAUUAAUUUUAUUCUUGAAAAUGAACAAGAAGAUCGAAUUUUACCUGGAAAAUCUUUUUCAUGGAUUAAAUGUAAUCAAAAUUUUCAAAGUUUUUAUGUUACUAAAUAUUCAUUUCCAACAUCUACAUGGCAACGUUUUUCAACAGUAUUAGAAGCACAACCAACAUUUUUUUCAAAUGAAGAUAAAGUUAAUUUAAUGCAAGAUACUUUUCUACUUGCUUAUAAAGGUUUAGUUGAUUAUAUUGAAUCAUUAAGAAUUGUGCGUUCAUUAGUAAAAAUAAAUACGACACAAUAUGUUCAUUGGAAAACAUUUCAAUGGCAUUGGGAAACCUUAGCUGAUUUAGUUGAUUAUUUACCUGAUACAUUGACUAAAUUUCAAAAUUUUGCUAUUCAACAAAUCCUUUCAAAUGGUGUGACACUUGAUAAUAUUUUAGCAUUAAAUCUUAAUGAUGAUGAUAAUACAAAAUUAGUCAAAAGUUUACAAUUUGCACUUCUUUGUCGAAUGAAUCAUCGAGUUGCUAUUGAAAAAGCAACUGCUUUAUUUAAAUCAAUUCCCGUGGAAUAUUUCAAUAAUGGUAAUGCCGAUAUCAAUAUUCCUGCAGAUUUCUUAUCAACUGUUUAUACAUAUCAUUUGAAAAAUGAUGCUAAUGAAGCUGAUUGGAAUAGAAUGUUUAAUUAUUAUAAAAUAGCAACAUCAACACAUGAACAAACUCGUUCUUUAGUUGCCAUUAGUUCAACAAAUAAUACAAAUCGUUUGAAUCAAUUACUUAAUGACGGACUAACAGGUAGUUCAAAUACAGUUAGAAGUCAAGAUUAUUUUACUAUGAUGGGUUACAUGUGUCGUCAUGCCAUUGGAAGAGAAACAGUUUGGACUUUCUAUAAAGACAAUUAUCAAAAUUUAGUUAAUCAUUUUACACUUGAAAAUCGUCGAUUUGCUACAGCUAUUGUUUCAAUUACACGUUCAUUUGAUAAAGAAUCUUAUCUUCAAGAAAUGAAUGAAUUAUUUGCAAGAUAUCCAAAUGCUGGUGCUGGACAAUCAGCACGUCAACAAGCAAUUGAUCAAGUCAGAAUGAAUAUUGAAUGGAUUAAAUCAAGAGAACAAAAUCUACGUAAUGCAUUUGAUACAAUUUCUUGA